This is a messenger RNA of Olea europaea var. sylvestris, 1035 nucleotides long. RefSeq names its product pyrrolidone-carboxylate peptidase-like. Gene Ontology annotation, biological process: proteolysis. Gene Ontology annotation, molecular function: pyroglutamyl-peptidase activity. Lineage: Eukaryota; Viridiplantae; Streptophyta; Magnoliopsida; Lamiales; Oleaceae. The transcript has 5 exons. Bases 234 to 893 code for a protein of 219 amino acids. Gene Ontology annotation, cellular component: cytosol. The record is from RefSeq and is a predicted model, not a curated record.
ACUCCCACUUCACUUCUUUUUCAUCUCUGCUGUCUAAUAUAAUUGAAAAGGAAUAUCAAUCUUGAGUUUACCAAAAGAGUUUAAAUAAUAAAUCGCCUGGUGUAGAUAAGAUUGGCGAUUGAGUUGUUUGCUCUUCUUUUGCAUCUUCAAUUGAGCUUUCAGGUGUCACCACAAUUAAUAAAGCCCUCAUCUUUUUCUUGGCUUGAUUUAAGAUUCCAAGUGCUUUCUUUGAGAUGGGGUCUGAAGGGCCUGCUCCAGCAGUAACAAUCCAUGUGACAGGAUUUAAAAAAUUUCAUGGGGUUGCGGAAAAUCCAACUGAGACAAUUGUAAAUAAUCUCCAAGAUUUCAUGAAGAAAAGAGGUUUUCCGAAAGGGCUGAUCCUUGGUAGUUGCUCAAUUCUUGAAACGGCGGGACAAGGGGCUCUGGCUCCCUUAUACCAAACAUUGCAAUCAGCUGUGAUCAGGGAAGGCACCAUGUCGAAUUCUGGGAGAGUAAUAUGGGUACAUUUUGGUGUCAAUAGUGGCGCAACGAGGUUUGCUUUAGAACAUCAAGCAGUCAAUGAAGCUACAUUUCGUUGCCCUGAUGAGAUGGGAUGGAAGCCUCAGAAAAUCCCCAUUGUUCCCUCUGAUGGUGCGAUUUCACGAAUACGAGAGAGUUCCCUUCCUGUGGAGGAUAUUACCAAAGCAUUGGCAAAGAUGGGAUAUGAAGUGAUGACCUCAGAUGAUGCUGGCCGGUUUGUCUGCAAUUAUGUAUACUACCAUUCCUUGCGAUUCGCAGAGCAGAAUGGAAUUAAAUCACUAUUUGUACACGUUCCCCUCUUCUUGACUAUAGACAAGGAGACUCAAAUGCAGUUUGCUGCUUCCUUGAUGGAGGUACUUGCAUCUUUAUGCUAGAUCCUCUACUGUCUCAAAUAUCUACUUCUGCAACGACUUUUAUGUCCGUUUGUCACGUAUGUGAAGAUAAAUUUGAAUAUUUAUGCAGUGGUUUAAUAAAUUGUUUAACGGUUUCUGGGUAUCGACUGGAGUCGAGGUUUCA